Botrytis fragariae is the source of this 489-nucleotide messenger RNA. RefSeq lists its product as uncharacterized. The record is from RefSeq and is a predicted model, not a curated record. The transcript is spliced from 3 exons. NCBI's taxonomy places the organism in Eukaryota, Fungi, Ascomycota, Leotiomycetes, Helotiales, Sclerotiniaceae. The coding region runs from base 1 to 489 and encodes 162 amino acids.
AUGAAAACCUUUUGGCAAAAAAGCCACCAGCUAAGGAUCAUUAAGUUGUUCGGCCCCAUUAUUAGGGUGCUAGACUCCAAUUGCGUGCCUAGGGUACACAACCUGAAGACUCUUUCUGCAACGUAUAAUAAUGUUGAUGACGAUGAUCUUGAAGCUGCAUUGGCAAUGACAAUUGCAUAUGCUGAAGAAAACUUUGUAGAAGAUUGUGAUCAUUCAUUCUUACACGAUCUCGUUGACGAGAUAGGGGAAGCGAAAGAAUGCAAAAAUGACUACGAGUUCGGCACGGCCCAUCGGCAGUGCUGUGCCGAAGAGACUCUCGGUGCAGAAUUGCGAGCAAAAUUUGGAUAUGUAGCUUCUGUGAUCUAUUUCAAGGGGUUCUUUCUUGCAUAUCACUUGGGAAAUGAUGGGAAAUUGUUUUCGGGUGUAGAUAGCAAGACUGGAAUGACACCAGUCCGGGAAUUUUCUAAGCUAGUUAGCAUAGCUAGCUAG